GUAGAAUAAAACUUCAAGGUAGAUCUGUAUCACUGAGCAGACACUGAAAUAAUAAAUUCAACUCGGCGUCGCGACUCAUGCCUUUCUUUGAGUAGCUGGUGGUAGCGGUCGGUCGCUACGUAGUUGGUCCGCAAUGCAAAUGUCGUCGCUGUUGCCAAACCACCGGCGGGUGCAAGUUCUGGAUCCGAAAACAACCGAAAUGAAUGGAACCAACAGACAAGGUGCAAUAUCCCGAAGUAAUAAACCGCGCGCGGCUCCGGACAAACAACCUCUGCCGAUACUCUAAUCAUGUAUGAGUCUACUCAGCUAGCUAAAGAAGCAACGCUAAGUAUCUAUGGUGUAUGCGUUGAGCUCAUCAACAUGAACGGAUCAGACACUGGCAAAACGAAAUGGAGCUAUAGUUGCAUACGCCUUGCCUUGUUGCCUGCGGAAGACGGUAGUGCAGUCGCAAUUCCGCGUCGCCGCGUUCAUCUGAGUUAGUUUGAGCAUGGAAAAAGAAGGAGAGAUAAACGAAAGGCGUACAAGGUCGAGGCUUGUAAGAUUUCUAUUUGUAGGGUCGGCAGCUGCUGUGGAGACGGAGACCACCAAGUGUCUUUUCCCAGGCAUGACAGGGUACGACGAUAUCGACUUCCACUUCCAGCAAUGGGUCCCUCGCCAUGGCUACAGGUGGGCUCGCGGGCCUCGCCCUGCUGCAGAUGGCAGACCAGCGCCUCGGGUUGACCAACGAUUUGAACCUGGCGUGGAAAAUUUUUCUAUCAAAUGCAAAAACGUCUGGGUCUGGAACAAAGCAACCCGUCAUGCCAAAUCUGAAUCAUGUAAAAAUCUGUGUUGCAUCAUUACCAAAAGCUGUCCAAUUUUGACCUAAUCGAGAGGCAGUUUCUCAUGCAGGAUAGGCAUGAUAGAACUGCCACAGAAUCUGUCAUGCUAUGUCCUACAUGCCAGACCUCAUGGGUCAUGGAAAACCUGCAUGACAAGUCUGACAUUCCUCCAGACCCAUACAUUUUUACAUUUGAUACUUUCCGCAGUUUUACCAAAUGUGGCGCAUGGCCAACAAGGAGUUUACGGUGACGGAUGUGUGGCUCGAGAGUGUGGCCAAAUACGGAGACCACAAGACCGCCAUCUGUUUCGAGAACAAGCAUUUCACCUUCCUGGACAUGGAGCGCACGGUGCUGCAGAUGGCCAGGUACCUAUGCAAGAAAAAAACUGUGUAAGAGUAAAUCUGUGAUGCAGAAAAUGCAAAACAGUAUACAGUUGUCAUGCUGGAAGUGCGUCGUAGGCAACUAUCAUACGCGUUUCCACGUACUAGUUGCGCAUGACAGGUUUUCCCUGUAAUGCAAAGCGAAUUUGUGAUGCUGCUCUUCCUACAAAGUUGUUACACUUACUACACAGUUUUUUUCCUGGAUUGUACCUGCUAGAAACUGUCCGGGUAGGUACCGGGGACUCAGUCUGCUUGUACAUGGAGAACAAGCCUGAGUUCGUUUGCUGGUGGCUCGCGCUAACCCGAAUUAAUGCGGUCGUUGUAUCCAUUGAAAAUACAAAAAUGCUCCUCUGACGAACAGUAACAGUUUUUUUGUCUGAACAUGAGACUUCCUGCUCCUCGCUCUCUCGAAAGAGCAUCGUAAGGCACAACAGACACUGGCGGGUCAGAUUUCAUGCAUCACUUCUCCCAUGUACUGAAACUGAUAACGAUUGUGUUUUGCUUCCGGACGAAGUGAAUUCUACUUUUUCUUUCGGUACUAGAGGCCUAUUGUCCUCGUGGGGCGAAAUUAAUGAGAAAUGCAUUAUAGUUUCUCUUUCCUCGGUUUCUUCCAGUACAUGCUGCCUCGUCGAGUAGAACGAACGAUUUUGUGUAGUUGCAUACCGAGGCCUCCUGAAUUACAACUUGAAGCAGACAGGUCUGUUGCACUGCAUCCGUAUUUCAAGGACCAAAAACACGGCACAUGGCAGUCAAGAACAGGACGCCGCGGUAGAGGUAGAGCGUGGCGGUGCUGCAGAUCGUGAUCGCAUCACGACCAUCAUUGUUGACGCGCCUCUCUGGCCGCACGUCGCGGAAAUCCAACGUGAACUCCUCCAGGAAGAUGUUCAAGAAAACCAAAAAUCGGCGGCGCGAUCCGCAAAAUUUGACUCAGACGAAACCGCUUCUCGCGGUAGCGGUCAAGCAGCACCCCCCAAGGUGAAGAUCGUACUCUGGUGCGGAGACAGUAAAUCAGCAGCCGCACCACUCCGAGCGCAGACAGGCGGUGAGAAUGUUUUUGGGGAGGACACAACCAACACCGUUAUGCCUGUUCGAGGACGAGGAUUGGAAGUAGAGCUGUCUCCCGUUGAGCAGCAACAUCAAGACGCAUUUUAUUCGAACAUGAUCAAGAUUUACGAAGUAGACUAUACGGAUUUGCUGCAGAUUCCCGCAACUCCAAUUGACCCGGCUCUCAGGCGCGGCGUCAAAUUUCAAGACCUUUUCGGGUACUUCUUAUCUGUUUGCUGUAGUACUAGAGGCCAAUAUAACUGACAAAACACAGAGUCGUGUUUCACACGAAUGACGGGCCCUCGUGUACUCUGCAGCUGAUGAGUAUGUUUUUUGCUGUGCGCUCCUUCGUCCUGUAGUGCAUGGCUACGUGGUUCUUCAAUUCAAUUUGAUGUUGUGAAGGAAAGAUUUUUGUCUGAAGUGGAUACAACCGAAUCGUAAGCUCUUACUUUUGUAACGAUAAGAACAUCCGCGUCCACGUCGAUGCUGCACAAUCAAAGGUUCAUCUACACUUCUGGUACCACGGGGUUACCGAAGGCAGCCAGGGUCUCGCACCUGCGCAUGUGGCAGUUCGGUGCGUUCCUGAGCGGCCUGGGGCAGGUGACCAGUCAGGACCGGAUUUACACCUGUCUGCCCAUCUUCCACUCUGCCGGGGGCGGCAUCGGCGUGAUGAGUAUGAUGAUCACAGGGGCUACUCUGGUCCUCGCGCGCCGGUUUUCGUCGACGCACUUCUGGCGCGAGGUCGUCGAGCAGCGUUGUACCAUUAUUCAGUACAUUGGAGAACUGUGCCGAUACCUGGUGAAUAGCGAGCAGGCCGGAGACGAAUUUUCCCGUCGCGAAGAUCCAAGAAGAACCGCAGGAAUCCCCUCGGCCUCGUCGAACAAGACAACUUCCGGAGUAGAGUAUUCAAAGGCUGCAUCAAAGCUGCGACCACAGCAGCAGCCGCACCGCAAUCACUGCGUGCGACUGGCGGUGGGCAACGGUCUGCGCCCUGAGGUGUGGCGUGAAUUCCAGAACUCCUUUCAAAUCCCAGAAGUUCUGGAGUUCUACGGAGCAACCGAAGGCAAUGGGGCCAUGGCAAAUUCCGUACUGGCGGACUGUCGGUCCAGCGCCCACUCCUUUCUUGCACCCUUUCUGCAGUUCGUCUCGCGGAGCCUCUCGUCGCCGUUCGCGUUCGUCACCAGAUCUUCUUCAUCGUCCCAGCACUCGGUAAUAUCACCAACCACGGGCGGACGAGCCGAGCGGCCUCGCGGCGGAUCCCCACUUGGAAGCGGAGCAGGUGGUUUGCUUUGCGGCCGAAACCAGGCGAGCAAUGUGGUCGGCAGCGUUGGACGCUAUGGAGCUGUUGCCCGGGCCAUUCUAGGGCUGAAAAUCGUCAAAUUUGACGUGGAAACCGAGGAACCCCUUCGAGUCCCUGUCAGCGAGGCCCAGACCGACGUUUCGAAAAGUGCGACGGCACCACAACCCGGUCGUGUCUGCAGGCCUGCGUUUUGCGUUGAGUGUGACGUGGACGAGCCCGGUGAGUUGCUUUUUCCGAUUAAGAGCUACCUUCCGCACACCACCUUCAGCGGGUACAGCGACGCGGCCUCCACCGACAAGAAGAUUUUGCGGGACGUGUCCCGCCCCGGAGAUUGCUAUUUCCGCACGGGCGACUUGCUCCGCCGGGACAAGUUCGGGAAUUACUACUUUGUUGACCGCAUCGGCGACACGUUCCGCUGGAAGGGCGAGAAUGUAUCCACGCUGGAGUUGCAGCAGGUCAUCCUUUCAGUCAACGACGACCUGCCUUCCUCGGCCGGCGCGGGAGAAAUAUCUGGCUUGGCGGACACGAGCAACAGGACCGAUGUUGAGGACGUGAUAAGGAUCGAGGAAGCCAAUGUCUAUGGCGUUGUCGUGCCAAACCAACCCGACGGCCGAGCGCCGCUGGUCGCGCUGACUUUGCAACGUGGCUGUCGCGAAGAUUUCGCCCGCGGCGGUUCUGCCACCGGCCAGACCGAUGAGGAUAGCGGAAGCCUGCAGCGGUUUCUUAACGACCGGCUGUUGCCGCUUUGCCGCAAGAAGCUACCCUCUUACGCUGUGCCGCUGUUCGUGCGAGUCGUGCACACGCACGCCGCCAUGGAGCACACAGAAACCUGGAAGCUGUAAGAAACAAGAAAAUUAUUUGUAGCCUCAAAAUGAGAACUCCGACGCGGGACGGAAUGAGGUCGAUACGAUGUAAUUCUCGUCGUACGUGGCUAGACACUUUGUUAGUUGGCGUAACACCUUUCUGUUCCAUUGGCUGUGUGUAUUGCGGAAGCAGAAAAAUAAAGGGCAAGUGCCUCUUACAAAAAAAAAGGUGAGCUCUGCCUAUCGCGGGAGAAGGAGUGCGUUGCGCAUAUGUCCUUCUGCCUAUCUUCAUGCUAUCGCGGCGAUCGCAGCACAGAACACAAACCGGAACAAUUCGUAUUGGUUUGCAUAUUAUUUCGCCAACCUGAUCAUGUUCUAGUAGUUCAAGUUCUCAAUUGCAUAAAAGGAAGAAAGGCGGAAUGCGCCAGCAAGGAAUCGACCCGCAACACUGCUCCCCCGACCGUCUCUUCUCUUUAGUCACGACAACUGCAGCAGAGGACCCGGAGGACCAUCGUGCUGGGACCGUCACUGCUUUUUCUCGUCGGGGUAGGACCGUUCAAGGUGGACGCGCUAGGUACCAACCCUUCGGACAAGCCGAGUACGACGCACUGUGUGCGGCCACGAGCAGCGGAAGCACAUCAAAGUCGACGACUGUGACCAGCGAACUCAAAGCCAACCUCUGA
This is a messenger RNA of Amoebophrya sp. A120, 5028 nucleotides long. NCBI's taxonomy places the organism in Eukaryota, Dinophyceae, Syndiniales, Amoebophryaceae. The record is from the annotation of a GenBank genome assembly.